This is a messenger RNA of Gryllus bimaculatus (two-spotted cricket), 3638 nucleotides long. The record is from the annotation of a GenBank genome assembly. NCBI's taxonomy places the organism in Eukaryota, Metazoa, Arthropoda, Insecta, Orthoptera, Gryllidae.
AUGUUUCCAGACAGGUUACAAGAGCAGAGGGAGCGAGGGGCGAUGGGGGAGGAGACGGCGACGGUGCGGGUGGCGGAGGGGCUGCUGCGGGGGCGGCGCGUGGAGUCCAAAGCCGGAGGAACCCUCUGGAGCUUCCAGGGAAUCCGUUACGCCCGCGCUCCAAUUGGGCCGCUGCGCUUCAAGGACGCUCAACCUCCGGAAUCUUGGGAAGGAGUUCGAGAUGCAUUUGAAGAAGGAGAUUGCUGUGCUCAGUUCAACUUCUUCAAUAAUAAAUAUGAAGGGAGCGACGACUGUCUCUUCGUGAACGUAUACACCGCUCACCUGCCCGCUCGCAGAGACGACCCCCUUCCAGUCAUGGUCUACAUCCACGGGGGAGGCUUCGAAAGCGGCUCCGGAGAGAGGGGGCACUGCGGCCCUGAUCAUUUGAUUGCAGAGGAUGUAAUAAUGAUCACUUUCAACUAUAGAGUUGGAGUUCUAGGUUUCCUGUUCUUGGAGGAGGCGUCCCCUGGCAACGUGGGGCUGAAGGAUCAGGUGGCAGCCCUGCGCUGGGUGCAGAAGAACAUCGCGGCGUUCGGGGGAGAUCCAGGCAACGUCACCAUCUUUGGCCCCAGCGCUGGUCUGUUCCACCGCGCCAUCGCCAUGAGUGGUGCAGCGCAGAACCCAUGGGCACACCAAACGGAGCCUGCUGCCACUGCCCGGCGCCUGGCGCGUCUCCUGGGCUGCACCAGCGACGACCCGCACGCCAUCGUGGACUUUCUCAGAACUGUCGACUGCAUGGAGCUAGCGCGCACGGCUCGCACGGAGGCAGUGCCGGAGGAGGAUAAACAACGGGUGCUUUAUUUUCCGUUCGUGCCAACGCCAGAACUAGUGGUUCCUGGAGUGGAGACAUUUCUACCUGCUCCAGUUGAGCAGCUGGUGAAAGACGAUACUGAUUUUCGAAAUGAUGAUGUUGCCAAAGAGUUGGAUGGAAACUGGAGGCAGUUCAUUCUCAAAGAACUUCGCAUUCCUUCUGAUGGACCCAACGUGGAUGCUGCUCUUCACGAAUUGAGAGAGUUCUACAUGGGUGGUGCAUGCCACGGUGAUGAGAAGGGUUACAUGUUCGAUUUGGAAUUCGUUCAGUUGGACGCCCCGGAAGAUUCGCCAGCCAUCCUCACGCGUCGCCGCUUGGUUCGGCUGCUGACCAACUUUGCAAAGAGCGGAGACCCAACCCCCGAAGACGAUCCUUUGUUGGGCGUACGCUGGAAGCCGUACACCAAAGAUAAGAGGAACUUUUUGAAUAUUGGCAAUCAGUUGCAAAGCAGCACAGACCUCUUUGCUGACAGAGCUGCAUUCUGGGAAAAAUUUUAUGAAAAGAGCAUAGUGAACGAGUGACGAGUGAUGAUGAGUGAGGAGACGGCGACGGUGCGCGUGGCGGAGGGGCAGCUGCGGGGGCGGCGCGUGGAGUCCCGCGCCGGAGGAGCCUUCUGGAGCUUCCAGGGAGUGCGCGCGCCUCCUGUUGGCCCGCUGCGCUUCAAGAUGCGCAACCCGCGGAAUCGUGGGAGGGCGUUCGCGACGCCUUCAAGGAAGGAGACAUCUGUACCCAAUUCAACUUGAUGUCCAACACCUGCGACGGGGCCGAGGACUGCCUCGUUCUGAACGUGUACACCCCACAGCGGCCCGCCGCCACAAACAGCCCGCUCCCCGUGAUUGUCUACGUCCACGGUGGAGGGUUCAUCUGCGGCUCAGGCAACCGAGACUACGGCGGCCCGGAUUACUUGGUGGCAGAGAAUGUCAUUGUGGUCACAAUCAACUACAGGCUCGGAGUUCUCGGUUUCCUGUUCAUGGAGGAGGCGUCCCCUGGCAACGUGGGGCUGAAGGAUCAGGUGGCAGCCCUGCGCUGGGUGCAGAAGAACAUCGCGGCGUUCGGGGGAGAUCCAGGCAACGUGACGCUGUUCGGCCCCAGCGCUGGUGCCGUGUCGGUGCAUCUCCACACGCUCUCGCCCAUGUCCAAAGGUCUGUUCCACCGCGUCAUCGCUUGCAGCGGAGCAGCGUUGAAUCCGUGGGCGCAGCAGACGGAGCCGGCAGACACCACCCGCCGCCUGGCGCGCGCCCUCGGCUGCACCAGCGACGACCCGCACGCCAUCGUCGAGUUCUUGCGAGGUGUCGACCACAAGGAACUGGUGCGCCUCUCUCACACGCACGCAGCGCCGGAGAAGGAUAAGGCGCGCUUGCUCAAAUUCUCGUUCGUGCCAACACCAGAACGGGUGGUUCCAGGAGUGGAGACCUUUCUACCAGCUUCAGCAGAGCAGUUGAUGAAAGAUGGUUGUCAUUAUGAUGUACCCUAUAUGACUGGAAUUACGGAGAAAGAGGCCCUAAUGAUAUUAAAAUUUCAUGAUUUCCGAAACGAGGAUAUUGCAAGAGAGUUGGAUGCAAAUUGGAACGCGAACAUUCUCACUGAACUUCGCCUGCCUACUGGCGGUAGCAAAAAUGCUGCUGCUCUCGAUGCGUUAAGAAAAUUUUAUAUGGAUGGCAAACCACUUUCAAAUGAUACAAUUGAUGGAUAUAUCGAUAUGCUUUCGGAUCUGACGUUUGGUGAGGGAAUUAUGAAUGCUAUUAGGAACAUAGUAAAGAAAUCUACAUCGCCUGUCUUCCUGUAUGUCUUCUCUGUGGACGACCAGCUAAAUGCAAUUAAGGCUUUUAUGAACAUAGAUAUGCCUGGUGCCUCCCACGGCGAUGAUCUGGGAUACAUUCUUCAUAUUGGAUUCGUUCCUCUCGACGUCCCAGAAGAUUCGUCAGCAGCUCGCACGCGACGCCGCAUGGUGCGGAUGCUGACCAACUUUGCCAAGACUGGAGACCCAACCCCUGAGGACGACCCUCUCAUAGGCGUCCGUUGGAAGCCCUACACGAAGGACGAGAAGAACUUCUUGAGCAUUGAAAACCAACUGCAAAAUCGAACAGACCCCUUUGCUGACCGCGCUGCGUUUUGGGAGACGUUUUAUGAAAAAUAUGGAUCAUGAGGCGAAUCAUUUGAACGUUGGCCGCAAAUUUAUAUUUUUUACACAAUGUUUAGCGUUAUUACUUUUUCUUUCAAGAAAAGUAAAUAAAAUAACCAAUAAAAGGUUUUUUUCAUUGUGGUUUCCAAGUAUACUGUUAUCAUAUUGUACGUUCAACUAACGAAUGAAAAGGAAUAGUGCAGCGACAACUGAUAAGGGUCCGUUGACGUUUAGGCGACUGCAAUCCCCAGAGGAUCAUUGGAAAUGAAGAGAAAUCUGAUCCAACCUUAUACCAAAUGAAAUCAGAAAUAGUCAGGAAUCACACGAAUCAGCACCUAAAAGAUUAAAAAACUCUGGGUAAAUAUUAAUUUAGCUAUAUAUUUUUAAUUGUGGUGAAAGGGGAAAUAUCAAGUCCGGAUUAAGUAUUGUGGAGCCCCCUAAGGGGAAAAUCGUGUUGGAGCUUUCCUCCAAAAACACUUUUCUCCAGAAUUUCUAACUCUUGAUAUAAAAGUGUAAAACAAAUGGUAAAACAUAAAAAUACUAGUAAUUUUAAAUACUAACAUUAUAGUAGUAGAGUAUUUGAUUAUAUAUUCAAAGAGAUAUUUAGAGAUAAAAGUGUUUUAAAAUUUUUUUCGAAUAUUUUAUGAAUAUUUUCCGGAGCGAGGG